Molecule: messenger RNA, 3664 nt
Organism: Ornithorhynchus anatinus (platypus)
Lineage: Eukaryota; Metazoa; Chordata; Mammalia; Monotremata; Ornithorhynchidae
Gene: SUPT5H
Product: SPT5 homolog, DSIF elongation factor subunit
Exons: 31
Coding region: 225-3485 (1086 amino acids)
Biological process (GO): regulation of DNA-templated transcription elongation; regulation of transcription by RNA polymerase II; transcription elongation by RNA polymerase II
Cellular component (GO): DSIF complex
Molecular function (GO): mRNA binding; protein binding
Source: RefSeq, a predicted model, not a curated record
GGUCGCCGCGGCGGCCGCUCUCGCGAGAGCGAGUCCCGCCGCUUCCCCCUCAGUCGACGCGUCCGCCUCGCCGGGGAGCCGUGAGGGGAGUGAGUUUUCACCGUGGGAGAAGCCCCCGGGGAAUGGGGAUUCAGGCCUUAAACGGGGAGAGAAAGCUCCUUCUGGCCUGAGAUUCCUGGAUAACAGAAGCAGGACCGCAGCAGAGAAAGCAGGAAAGAAGGACCAUGUCUGACAGCGACGACAGCAACUUCUCCGAGGAGGAGAGCGACCGCAGCAGCGAGGCGGAGGAGGUGGAGCAAGCGGAGGAGGAACGCCGAAGCGUAGCAGGCAGUGAGAAGGAGGAGGAGCCCGAGGAGGAGGAGGAGGAGGAAGAGGAGGAGGAGUACGAUGAGGAGGAGGAGGAGGAGGACGAUGACCGACCCCCAAAGAAGCCACGGCACGGGGGCUUCAUUCUGGACGAGGCUGAUGUGGACGACGAGUACGAAGACGAGGACCAGUGGGAAGACGGCGCCGAGGACAUCCUGGAGAAAGAGGAGAUAGAAGCUUCCAAUAUCGACAAUGUGGUUUUGGAUGAAGACCGAUCGGGAGCCCGUCGACUGCAGAACCUGUGGAGGGACCAGCGGGAGGAGGAGCUGGGCGAGUAUUACAUGAAGAAAUACGCCAAGUCGUCCGUGGGAGAGACCGUGUACGGCGGAUCGGACGAACUCUCGGACGACAUCACCCAACAGCAGCUGUUGCCAGGCGUCAAAGACCCCAAUCUGUGGACAGUGAAAUGUAAGAUCGGCGAGGAGCGGGCCACGGCCAUCGCCCUGAUGCGGAAGUUCAUCGCCUACCAGUUCACGGACACGCCCCUGCAGAUCAAGUCGGUGGUGGCCCCGGAGCAUGUCAAGGGCUACAUCUACGUGGAGGCCUACAAGCAGACCCACGUCAAGCAGGCCAUCGAGGGCGUGGGCAACCUGCGGAUGGGCUACUGGAACCAGCAGAUGGUGCCCAUCAAGGAGAUGACCGACGUGCUCAAGGUGGUCAAGGAGGUUACCAACCUCAAGCCCAAGUCCUGGGUCCGGCUCAAGAGGGGCAUCUACAAGGAUGACAUUGCCCAGGUGGACUACGUGGAGCCCAGCCAGAAUACCAUCUCCCUGAAGAUGAUCCCCCGCAUCGACUACGACCGCAUCAAAGCCCGCAUGAGCCUGAAAGACUGGCUUGCCAAGAGGAAGAAGUUCAAGCGGCCCCCGCAGAGGUUGUUCGAUGCCGAAAAGAUCCGGUCCCUCGGAGGAGACGUGGCGUCAGACGGGGACUUCCUCAUCUUCGAGGGGAAUCGCUACAGCCGCAAAGGAUUUCUAUUCAAGAGCUUCGCCAUGUCCGCUGUGAUCACGGAAGGCGUCAAGCCCACGCUGUCGGAGUUGGAGAAGUUUGAAGACCAGCCGGAGGGAAUAGACCUGGAGGUGGUGACGGAGGGCACAGGGAAAGAGCGGGAACACAACUUCCAGCCCGGAGACAACGUGGAGGUGUGCGAAGGGGAGUUGAUCAAUCUUCAGGGCAAGAUCCUCAGCGUGGACGGCAGCAAGAUCACCAUCAUGCCCAAGCACGAGGACCUCAAGGACAUGCUGGAGUUCCCAGCCCAGGAAUUACGCAAGUACUUCAAGAUGGGAGACCACGUGAAGGUGAUCGCCGGGCGCUUCGAGGGCGACACGGGUCUCAUCGUCCGCGUCGAGGAGAACUUCGUCAUCCUCUUCUCCGACCUGACCAUGCACGAGCUGAAGGUGCUGCCGCGGGACCUGCAGCUGUGCUCGGAGACGGCGUCAGGAGUGGACGUCGGGGGCCAGCACGAGUGGGGCGAGCUGGUGCAGCUGGACCCCCAGACCGUCGGGGUCAUCGUCCGGCUGGAGCGCGAGACCUUCCAGGUCCUGAACAUGUAUGGGAAGGUGGUGACGGUGAGGCACCAGGCCGUGACCAGGAAGAAAGACAACCGCUUCGCCGUGGCCCUGGACUCGGAGCAGAACAACAUCCACGUCAAGGACAUCGUCAAGGUCAUCGACGGCCCCCACUCGGGCCGCGAGGGGGAGAUCCGCCACCUCUUCCGUGGCUUUGCCUUCCUGCACUGCAAGAAACUGGUGGAGAACGGCGGCAUGUUCGUCUGCAAGACCCGGCACCUCGUCCUGGCCGGAGGCUCCAAGCCCCGCGACGUCACCAACUUCACCGUGGGUGGCUUUGCCCCCAUGAGCCCACGCAUCAGCAGUCCGAUGCACCCCAGCGCCGGAGGUCAGAGGGGUGGAUUCGGCAGCGGCGGCAGCAGUGGGGGCAUGAGCCGAGGCCGGGGUCGCCGUGACAACGACCUCAUCGGGCAGACCGUGCGCAUCUCGCAGGGACCCUACAAAGGCUACAUCGGGGUGGUGAAAGAUGCCACGGAGUCGACCGCCCGUGUGGAGCUGCACUCGACGUGCCAGACCAUCUCCGUGGACCGACAGCGGCUCACCACCGUGGGUUCCCGCCGGCCGGGAGGGAUGACAUCGGCCUACGGACGCACCCCCAUGUACGGCUCACAGACCCCCAUGUACGGCUCGGGCUCCCGGACCCCCAUGUAUGGCUCCCAGACGCCUCUGCACGACGGAAGCCGGACGCCGCACUACGGCUCGCAGACGCCUCUGCACGACGGCAGCCGCACGCCGGCCCAGAGCGGGGCCUGGGACCCCAACAACCCCAACACCCCGUCCAGGGCCGAGGAGGAGUACGACUACGGCUUCGACGACGAGCCCACCCCUUCCCCCCAGGCUUACGGGGGGACGCCCAACCCGCAGACGCCGGGGUACCCCGACCCCUCGUCCCCGCAGGUCAACCCCCAGUACAACCCCCAGACACCCGGCACCCCUGCCAUGUACAACACAGAUCAGUUCUCCCCCUAUGCCGCCCCGUCGCCCCAAGGCUCCUACCAGCCCAGCCCUAGUCCCCAGAGCUACCACCAAGUGGCACCAAGCCCCGUCGGCUACCAGAACACCCACUCGCCGGCCAGCUACCACCCCACGCCCUCGCCCAUGGCUUACCAGGCCAGCCCCAGCCCCAGCCCGGUGGGCUACAGCCCCAUGACCCCGGGGGCCCCCUCCCCCGGCGGCUACAACCCCCACACUCCGGGCUCGGGGAUCGAGCAGAACUCCAGCGACUGGGUGACCACCGACAUCCAGGCGAAGGUCCGGGACACCUACGUGGACAGCCAGGUGGUGGGGCAGACGGGCGUCAUCCGCAGCGUCACGGGAGGAAUGUGCUCCGUGUAUUUGAAAGACAGCGAGAAGGUGGUGAGCAUCUCCAGCGAGCACCUAGAGCCCGUCACCCCCACCAAGAACAACAAGGUGAAGGUGAUCCUGGGCGAGGACCGCGAGGCCACGGGUGUCCUGCUGAGCAUCGACGGAGAGGACGGUAUCGUCCGCAUGGACCAGGACGAGCAGCUCAAGAUUCUCAACCUCCGCUUCCUGGGGAAACUGCUCGAGGCCUAGGGCAGCUCAGGGAGCGAGGCCGGCGGGGACUCGCCUCUCGCCGCCCCCCGAGGGGGCCGGUGACCAGAACCACGGGAGGAGAGAGGGAAGGAAAAGAGGGGGGCAAAAGCCCCCUGCUUGAUGUGUCUCACUGUCUUUCAAUAAAAACUCAGACUCUUCGGUAGACACGGAAUCACGAA